AUGAGAUUCAGUCUGGAGAAAUGUGCAACGGUAGAGGUGAAAAGGGGAAAAUUAGUGGAAGGCGAGAACAUCAGACUGGCAGAUGGACGAGAGAUGGCGAACAUGAAGGCGGAGGAUAGGUACAAAUAUCUUGGCAUACAGCAAACGUACGAAAUUAAACAACAAGAAAAUAAGAAAGCGGCAGAAACAGAACUCAUAAGAAGAACAAGAAAGAUAAUCAACUCACAAUUGUCCGCCAAAAACAAAAUAAACGCCAUCAACAUCUGGGCUAUACCCACAUUUACGUACACGGCUGGAAUACUUAAUUGGUCGAAAACAGAUUUGGAGAACUUGGACAGACGAAUAAGAACAACACUCACACAACAAGGCAUGCUACACCCAAACUCUGUGAUAGAGCGGCUCUACUUACCUCGAAAAGAAGGAGGACGCGGACUCAGCAGCCUGGAACAUACCUGCCUGAAAGAGGAAAAAAAAAUAACACAAUACUUUGAAAAAAACAACUUACCUCUCCAUCAAUGGAUAGCAGCACAGCGCCGAAUUGCCUCAACAUCCAGAAAUAUACAGGAAGAAGACCCUGCGGAAAAAUUAAGAAACAAAUGGAAAUCCAAAGCGCUGCAUGGCAGAUUUUUCAAUAGCCUUCAACAACCUGAGGUAGACAUGACAACCUCCAACACCUACCUCAAGCAAGGCUAUCUUUUCCCUCAAACGGAAGGAACACUCCAGGCCAUCCAAGACCAGGUUGUUCCAACAAGAACUUACCUGAAACACAUCUUGCAACAACAGGUGGAAACAACAAAGUGCAGGUUGUGUAACACCGCUGAGGAAACAGUCCAACACCUCACAUCAGGCUGCACAACAAUAGCGGGCACCAAAUAUCUCACCCGACAUGACAACAUGGGGAAAGUUGUGCAUCAACUAAUAUGCCUACAAAAAGAAUUAAUCCCGCAUUUUACACCACACCACGUAUACGCACCGCAAACAUUAAAAGAAAACCAGCAAUUUAAAAUAUACUGGCACUUAACAAUAAUAACCGACAGAAGGGUCGAACACAAUAGACCCGAUAUGGUAAUAUUCGAUAAGGUCAAUAAAACAGCAAUUAUCAUAGACUUUGCUGUGCCGCAGGACCAGAACUUAACGAAAACAUACACCGAAAAGAUAACAAAAUAUGAAGCGCUCGCACAACAAAUCCGGGAUAUGUGGAAGUUGAAGGAUGCGAGAAUAAUGCCGCUGAUAAUAUCUGCCAACGGUCUCGUCCACAGAAAAACCACCCAACAUCUACUUGAAUUGAAGCUGCCGCAAAACACGAUUAUGUGGAUGCAAAAGGCGGUUAUACUGGGAACGGUGAAUAUAAUAAGAAAAACUUUAUAUCCUCACUAG
Molecule: messenger RNA, 1377 nt
Organism: Coccinella septempunctata (seven-spotted ladybird)
Lineage: Eukaryota; Metazoa; Arthropoda; Insecta; Coleoptera; Coccinellidae
Exons: 1
Coding region: 1-1377 (458 amino acids)
Source: RefSeq, a predicted model, not a curated record